This is a messenger RNA of Hippocampus zosterae (dwarf seahorse), 4874 nucleotides long. RefSeq names its product testis specific protein Y-linked (gene tspy). Bases 468 to 2099 code for a protein of 543 amino acids. Gene Ontology annotation, molecular function: chromatin binding; histone binding. Gene Ontology annotation, biological process: nucleosome assembly. NCBI's taxonomy places the organism in Eukaryota, Metazoa, Chordata, Actinopteri, Syngnathiformes, Syngnathidae. The transcript is spliced from 8 exons. Gene Ontology annotation, cellular component: chromatin; nucleus. The record is from RefSeq and is a predicted model, not a curated record.
GAGCUUUUAGCGCGACGUGCUGGAACCAAUCACAGCAUUGUUUUUUCCCUUACGGCGAUAACGCGGAUAUUAAAAUGAAGGAUUAAGAAACAGAACUAAGAACGUGCGUUGGAAUUAUACCAUAGUUAGGCGAGUUAUCUUAUUUUUCUGGUCUUUGUCUUGCGCGUCUUCCCUUUUCUUGGAAAUGUGUCGCCUCCGACUGAGGUUACACGACAUGGGUAACGUCGAGCUAAGUAGCUUUAGCAUGUAACUGCUUCUUCUUGUCGUUUCCCGUAGGCCGCGAGCGAGCUGCAUCCUGUCCAGACGUCAUUGAGGAUGUAAAUUACGUCAAGAGACAAAUAAGUCAAUCGCGAAACCACGACGCUUAUCCGUGGUGUUGAGUCGAGUGUUGGUGGGUACGUUGAAAUUUCACGUAAUUGUGUUCGCGGGCUACCUAGCUUGUUAGCUGCUUUGGCUAGCUCGCCAGCAUGAGUGAAUUGACGGACUGCAAGCAGAGCGCCGACUCCGAAUCGAGGAAAAGGUGUCCUUCACCGGACCGGGAUGACGGAGGCUCUAUUCCUAGCAAGUCCUCGAAAGUGGACGACGCGUGUCGUGACGUGCAGGAUGCCGCGGAGCGAUGCAAAAACGGCGAGAGCACAGAGGUAGCUGGGCAAGAAAAACAUUCGGAGCAUGAAGAGGAAGCAGAAAGUUCGCACUGUGUACAGCACACCCCUACUUCUGCACCUGUCAACAACUCCAUUUCGGCUGAGCAUAAAUCCAAGGAAGCCCAGUCGGCCGAGGCGCACACAUGUGCUGAUUCGAAGGACGAUGCAGAUGCAAGCACAGGACCCGAUCCCUGCAAUCUUUUGGACCAGUCUGAUUCUGACCCGGCGGCAAUAGCAGCCGCCGAAGCUCUCGCAAGCCUCACGGGGGGAGACGCCGAAGACAGCCGAGAGACUCCGUGCUCCUCUAAUAGAGCCAAACAGGGGAGCAAAGCCAAUCGGCGUGGGGACCAGCAAGUUCUCAGAGGUCAUUCUAAAACGCGGGCAGCUGCCGCUGACAGUUCCACGAGCUCACACAAAGCAGACAGAGAAGAUGCGGAUGAUGCCGCAAACGAGGGUGAAGGUGAUGAAUCCUUGUCUAGAUCUUCUUCCACACCGAGCUCCUCUUUCCCGUCCGAGAAUGAGGAGAAUGAGGACGGUGAGUGUGCCAUUGUGUCUGUUAAGAUGGCUCCCGAGAUGAGACAGUCAGUGGCUCUCCUGGCGCAGGUUCAGAUGAGACUGGAAGCUCUCGAGAAGAAAAGCGCCUGGCUCCACCAGCGCCUGGAGCUGAAGAUGGGCCGCAUGCGGCGGCCCCAUCUCGACCAACGCCGCUCCAUCACAAAAAACAUCCCCGGUUUUUGGGUGACCGCUCUGCUGAACCACCCGCACCUCUCGGCUCACAUUGACGAGACAGACGAGGAUGCUCUCAGCUACAUGACUGAUCUGGAGAUUGAAACUUUCAAGAACAACAAAGUGGGUUUCCAGAUCCGCUUCCACUUCAGACGGAACCCUUACUUCCAAAACAACAUCAUCAUGAAGGAGCUGCAACUUGGACUGGGAGUAACUCCAACGUCCUUGUCCAACACCAUCCUGUGGAAUCGCGGUCACAACUUGACGGCCCACAGCGAACCCAGGAAGAUGUCACGUGGCGUCUACCAGACCUUUUUCAGCUGGUUUGGCGACCACAGUAAUCCCGGACAAGACGAUGUCGCGCAGAUCCUGAAGGACGACCUAUACAGGGACCCUUUGAGAUACUACCUCACGCCUCUCUGGCAGCCCAGAGAGAACGGCAGCGUGUUGUCCUCCAGUGAUGGCGACGGCGCCACAGCAGCUGACCACAGCAAUGGCGACGACUGUGUGGUAAUCUCUGACUCGGACGAGGAAGCUGGUGAGCCGGAGCCAGGCCACAGUGGUGGAGAGGAAGAAGAGGAGGAAAAAGAAGGAGGAAGAGAAGAAGAAGAAGAAGAAGAGGAGGAGGAAGGGGCACCGAGUGCAGAUGAGAGCCAGGAAGAAGGUGAAGGUGGAGAAAUUGUGAUUGACGGCUCGGAUGACAGCGACCAGGAAGAUGAGGCGGCCUGAAACGGGAAGUCAGGAAGAGCAGCGGGUAUGCCUGAGCAUCUUCCGGAUGUUAGUUAUGUUAUGCACAAAAUGUCAUAUUUUUGUAAUAUACCAAAAUAUGAUCUCUACUUUUGAAAUCAGGGUUAACUUAAUAAAGCCAAGGCAAGGUGACUUAUGAUUUUCUAUGGUGUAUUCGAAUACAGUACACUGCCCAAAAGGAUCGCUUUUAGACAACGUUGUUCUGCAGCCGACUUUUAGCAAAGUACACAAACGACAAGAAUCUCACAGGCAUGGGAAGCAGCCGUUAUCCUUUGGGCUCUUUUUCCUGUUCUAAUCUAUUCAAUUAUGUUGACCACAUCAUCACCACAUUUCAGGAACACUUCGAACUGAACCAAAAUGUGUUCUCAGGGAUGCCCCUCACCCUUACUCCCACCCCCCACACUUGAUUUCACAAUUCGGCAUUGUGAAGACGAAAAUGUGUACUCUACUGUAGUCAAGAAAAGCAGAUAAUGUUUUCACCAGCGUGGUCCCCCCCCCCCCCUCCACACGGUAUAUAAAAUGCAGCAAACAUGCCACUCAAUCACAGUGUGACAUUGCCAGUUGUACUUUGAUCAGCGUCUGCCGUAGGUGCAAUUUUGUCUUUUUAGUUGGUUCACAGCAGUUUUCACAGCCUGCGUUAAGGGUUUCUCUGUGGAAUUUGACAUUUUUGUACACACCGUGGCAUUCAUGUUAGCAUCAGCGUUCUGAUGGCACAAUUAUGUGUUUUUGCUUAUGGGUACUUUGACAUUUCAACCUGUUAGGUUUAGAUUCUUGGUCCAUGGAAAUUGUUCCCGGUACUCCAUGGUAGUAAUUUGUGGUACAUUUAUGCUCAACCAAAUCAUACUGGGAAGUCCAAGGUUUCACCCGUUCACCCAUUCAUUUUCUGAACUGCUUUCUCCCAUCACUACAAUAUCAUUCAUAAACUGUAUUUGUUUGGCUUGGCAGCAGGCGAGUCCCACUUGCUUCAAACACGGAACUUUUAUUUUUAGUGUGUGUGAAAGCCUGCGGGGUGGGUGACAUCAUUAUGGCGGUGUGCAAGCAUGCGCUGCGUUUGAAUGCGCCAUGGAAAAUUGACAACUCUUCUGCUCCCGCACAGUUACAUCUGAAAGAUGCGCUUUGGAAUCUAAACAUGGCUCAGUUUGAUUUGACGUGAAUCGGUGCUCAGAAGUACCGACCCAAAUCGGUCCAGACCCCAAAAAGUAUCUGCCUUCGGUACCCACCCUUAGUGAUAGCGCUGUCCCGAAGCGAUCCAGUCGGAAUGUAAUUAAUUUUUGUCUCCUGAAUUAAUUAUCUGGUCUCUUAAUCAUCAUGUUUGAUAUGUCUGAAUUUCAAUGUCGUCUACUUUUUAAUCUAUACAGCUGUUGAAACGUAAAUGAUGGGCGACGUGGGGUAUUCCUUCAGCAGUUCAUAUCACGGAACAUCAUCUUUGACUGACACUUGACACAUUCAAACGGCAGUAGAGAUGAAGGCUAAAAUCAUCCUUCAAGCUUUUAGCCCUGUUUUCGCAGUGGCUCUGCCUUGGUCAGAAGACAUGCGAGCGUUUGUUUACUAGUGACACCGUCGGAGAACACUUGAGACUUUGCUACACAGAAGAGCGUGGGCUUUUCCCGGCGAAUUGGCUUUUUUUUUUUUUUUUUUAAAGACUGGAAAGACCACGGACCAUGAUAACGUGCUCAAACUUGGGCAGCCAGUAACUGUCAACUGUGUACAAGUCUGACAAAGAAUCAAACAAAGUAUACACGUUCAAUUUCUGCCGUGACCACUCUUGUAACCCAAAAUAGUAAUUGUCCCAUUUUUAUUUUAAUUUUCUUCAAUGAAUGGGAAGACCAUUAAUUUAUCCCAGUCUCACACCCAAUUUUUUUUUAAUGAAAACAACGUAAUACCAAUUAAAUAGAAUAAACCGUUCGGCCGAUGGAUGGUUAAAGAACUGGUUUUUGCAUCAUGAUUGAUUCAUCGCAGCUCCUUCUAAUGUUCACGACUCGGCCACCAGACGUCAGUAUAACACUGUUGCACAGAAAAACGAAGAAGAGUUUCACUCAACUCCACUGUUUUAGUCAUUUGCAGGAAUACCGUUAUUUGUUUCUUUGUUUUUUGCAGAGGAUAAAAGCUGUCUGCCUUUGAGUAUUGUUGUAGCAUCUGUCUUUUUUGUUUUAUUUUGACCUGGGAGUGAAUUACACAGGUUGAAGCUACUUUUUAAAGAUUUCUUUGCCGUCUGCCAUGGCAGAUCGUUGUCAAGUGAGUUAACUGCCACAAUUUGGCAUUUGUAUCUCCAAUUGUUGUUCAAAGCAACAAAAAAAAAAAACUAAAACAAACCCACAGCCCAACGACGGCUCAUAUCUCGAAAUUUCGAAGUCAGGUCACUGGUUUGUCAAGGCCCCAGUGAAAAAAUAAUCUCGUCUCAAUUUUAAAAUUGGAGGCUGGGAAUGGCGGGUGAAUGAUGUCAAUGUUGCGCAAGACUGAUCUAAGCAGUUACCCAAUCUGCAUUGAAUCAUGAACAUCUCGUUUCUUUGUCACACCUCAUAUGCUCACAAGGCCAUGUGUUCACAAACAUUGCAACAGUUUGUGUUAAACUCGCGUCUUAUUUUCAGGGUGCACUGGAACACGUUUGCUCAUGAAAAUUUUUCUCCCAUAGCGCUGUACCUUCACAUGUGCUUUUCUAGAAAAUUGUAGUCCUUUGUUGCUUUGGUUACUUUCAUUUUGUUAGGGGCGACAUGUCCACCUUUUGCGUCAGACCCAAUAAAGUAGGAAGUUGUUUGA